AUGGCCCCACAAAGUGAGGAUAUUCUAAAUGAAGGCAACGCUUCUUUUGAUGAGAAUAUUCGAAUAAAGUCAGGCAAAAUUUUGGCUGAACCUAAUCCAGGCGAGGAGGUUGUGAUUUCCGGGUUGUCUGGUAAAUAUCCAGAAUCAAGGAAUGUAUAUGAAUUCCGUGAUAAUCUUUUUAAUAAGGUUGAUAUGGUGACUGAUGAUAAUCGCAGAUGGAACCCAACCCACCCAGAAAUUCCUCAACGCACUGGAAAAUUAUACGACAUCGACAAAUUUGACUCCAGUUUCUUUGGGCUGAUCGAGUGAUGAUUGCAAACCGUGUCAGCUAUUACUUGAAAUUGAGAGGUCCAUCUAUGGUCUGC
This is a messenger RNA of Sitophilus oryzae (rice weevil), 365 nucleotides long. RefSeq names its product fatty acid synthase-like. The record is from RefSeq and is a predicted model, not a curated record. Gene Ontology annotation, molecular function: acyltransferase activity. The transcript has 3 exons. Lineage: Eukaryota; Metazoa; Arthropoda; Insecta; Coleoptera; Curculionidae. Bases 1 to 309 code for a protein of 102 amino acids.